AUGGAUACUCCGAAAAAAGUCCACACUGUCAUCCUUGAUGCAGGACCGAUCAUCAAAAAUGAGCCUGCCGUGUCGACGCUUCUCGCCCAAUCUGAACAACUUGUCACUGUCCCCUCGAUCAUUUCCGAAAUUCGAGACCAGGCAGCACGGACAAGAAUCGAGACUACGCUCCUUCCAUUUCUAACUCUCCGGCAUCCGAAGCCCGAAAGCAUCAAGUUCAUUCAAGAUUUCUCACGUCGAACCGGUGAUCUGGCUGUUCUGAGCAAACCUGAUAUCUACAUCCUCGCAUUGGCCUAUGAAAUUGAGUGCGAGCGAAAUGAAGGCGAUUGGCGGCUAAGAAGGGUUCCUGGCCAGAAGCGUGUGAACGGAUCCCCUCCGGUGAAGAAGACGGAAGGCGAACAACCCGCUGCUGAAGGAGAUCAGAAGGCCGAGGCAUCCGAACAGGCUUGCACUGCUUCAGAGAGCGCUUCUGCACAGCAGGAACCCCAAAAUGACGAGACGAAAGAAAAGCCGGAAUCGGAACAGACACCCUCGAAUUUGGCCGCGGAUACCAAAACUGCCACCACGGAACAAAUUACUCAAGGAUUAAGCGACACCCAUAUUUCGUCCGAAGCCCAGAACGAGCCCAAGUCUAUUCCUGAAAAGCCUGCUGAGGAAAAAUCUGCUGCCAAGCAGGAGGUAGAGGCGGACUCUGGAUCCGAAUCUGAUGGAGGUUGGAUCACACCUUCGAAUAUCAAGAAGCGGCAGGCUAAGGAUGCCGAGACCGCCGUUGCAUCUGGCCCCGAGCCCAAGACGAUGCAAGUGGCAACCAUCACGUCCGAUUUUGCUAUGCAGAACGUUCUUCUGCAGGUAAAUCUGAAUCUUCUUUCACCUUCCUUGCAGCGCGUCAAGCAGGUAAAGACUUAUGUCCUCCGCUGCCACGCCUGCUUCCAAAUCUGUAAAGAUAUGUCGAAGCAAUUCUGUCCCAGGUGCGGCAAGCCGACACUAACCCGCGUAUCGUGCACCACAAACCAACAAACGGGCGAGUUCAAGCUGCAUCUUAAGAAGAACAUGCAGUGGAACACACGGGGCGAGAAAUACAGUAUCCCGAAACCCGUUGCCGGCUCUGCUAACGGCAAGAUCACGUCUGGUGGCGGCAAAGGCGGCUGGGGACAGUCCCUCCUCUUGGCCGAGGAUCAGAAAGAGUACAUUACAGCAAAGACGACGCAAGAAAGACAAGCUCGCCGGGAGAGAAACUUGAUGGAUGACGACUUUCUGCCCGGUAUUCUGACGGGGGAGAGGGCUUCCAGCGGUGGAAGGAUCCGGGUUGGAGCUGGCAGAAAUGUCAAUUCAAGAAAGAGGUAA
Molecule: messenger RNA, 1344 nt
Organism: Xylona heveae TC161
Lineage: Eukaryota; Fungi; Ascomycota; Xylonomycetes; Xylonales; Xylonaceae
Product: putative 20S-pre-rRNA D-site endonuclease nob1
Exons: 1
Coding region: 1-1344 (447 amino acids)
Biological process (GO): ribosomal small subunit biogenesis; maturation of SSU-rRNA
Cellular component (GO): preribosome, small subunit precursor
Molecular function (GO): RNA endonuclease activity
Source: RefSeq, a predicted model, not a curated record